Molecule: messenger RNA, 486 nt
Organism: Columba livia (rock pigeon)
Lineage: Eukaryota; Metazoa; Chordata; Aves; Columbiformes; Columbidae
Product: protein lin-28 homolog A-like
Exons: 1
Coding region: 1-486 (161 amino acids)
Biological process (GO): pre-miRNA processing
Cellular component (GO): nucleus; cytoplasm
Molecular function (GO): mRNA binding; zinc ion binding
Source: RefSeq, a predicted model, not a curated record
AUGGCAGCUGUCUUCGAUCAGCAGUCUGCAGGCGAGGAGCUGGCCAGAGCCUUGCCUACCCUGUAUGGUUCCGGCACUUGCAAAUGGUUCAAUACCCGCCUGGGUUUUGGAUUCCUCACCGUGACCACCGUGGGCGGCAAGACCCUGGACUCACCCAUCGAAGUCUUUGUGCACCAGAGUAAGAGCCACACGAAGGGUUUCCGCAGCCCGGAGGACGGUGAAGAUGUGCAGUUCACCCUCCUGGAGUCACCCAAGGGCUUAGAGCGUAUUUGGGUGACUGGCCCAGGGGGCGCUUACUGCAUCGGGAAGAAGAAACCCCAGAGAAAAGACAAGUGCUACAACUGCGGUGAGCGCGGUCGCCACGCCAAAGAAUGCAAGCUCCCUCCACAGCCCAAAAGAUGCCAUUUCUGCCGGAGCACCAGUCAUAUGGUCACCAGCUGCCCGAAAAAAGCUCAGCAGUACAGCGAACUGCCACCGAGAGUCUGA